UCAGGGUGUCUGCCGAGGAUGGUGUCCCCUGGGUGCCCUCCACCAACCUCUCCCUGGUCUGCUUGGGACGUGGUGGUCAGCAGCAUCGCUGGGACCCUCGGGCUGCUGGUGAGCUGGCAACGGGGGACCCAGGAGCCAUGGGAGUACGUGGUGGCCUGGGUCCCAGACGGAAAAGCCCUGGAGGAUGUCAGCUGGACCCGGCUUCCUCCGAGGAACCUCAGUGCUGAGCUGCUAGGCAAUUUCACAAGAGGGGUCCCCUACCGCAUCACAGUGACAGCAGUCUUUCCUGAGGGCCUGGCCCCUGCUCCUUCAGUCUGGGGGUUUGGAGAGGAGCUAGCACCUGUAGCAGGUCCAGCAGUUUGGCGGCUCCCAGAUGACCCCUUGGGGACCCCUGCAGUGGCCUGGGGAGAGGUCUCAAGGCAGCAGCUCCGGGGCCACCUCUCCUACUACACCUGGUGUGCGCGGAGUGGCUCCAGACCCUCAGUCUGUGUGAACGGUGAGCCUCCUGCCUCCUGCCCCUCCAUCAGCCCCCAAGGCCAGGCCGACCCCACCCCUGGCCCGGGGGCCCUCUGGCUGUCUCUGUGCCCUGGCUGUCCUCCACCCAUAGAGCACAGUGACUCUCUGGCUAUUGAUGUAAUGGUCUCACCGGGACAUUAA
Fukomys damarensis (Damara mole-rat) is the source of this 657-nucleotide messenger RNA. RefSeq names its product interleukin-27 receptor subunit alpha-like. The record is from RefSeq and is a predicted model, not a curated record. Gene Ontology annotation, molecular function: protein binding. The transcript has 4 exons. The coding region runs from base 19 to 657 and encodes 212 amino acids. NCBI's taxonomy places the organism in Eukaryota, Metazoa, Chordata, Mammalia, Rodentia, Bathyergidae.